UUUGCCGAAGAUCGGAGUCCGCAUGAGCCAUGUCCUCGGAUGAAGCUAGCGACAAGCCCUUCCUGAUAAGGCCAGCUGCAAGAGAUGCCGUGCCAAUACGGUUUUGAGAACAUUCCGAAUGCGAUCACCUUCGGAGCUGGAUGACAAGCAGCCAGUUGGGGUCACUGUGGCAUGUGGCUUCAUCCUGAUGGUAUCCACCUCCAUUCCAGGUAUCUCACCGAAUGUAUGUGUCUUUGCGACAUUCCUGGGCCUUUUGGCAGACAUUGCUGAUGGAACUGCCGCACGCAAACUGCAGGUGAAGUCCAAAUUCGGUGCGUCCUUUGAUCAGCUGGCCGACCUGACCUGCUUCGGCAUUGGUCCUGGCAUCUUCUUCACGCGGCAAGCACUCAGCCAGCAGGACAGUCAUGGCGUCUCCUUCUACACCGUGAUGCCACUCCUGGCUGGUUAUGGCUAUGUGGCCUGCAGCACAUUUCGAAUUGCUCGAGAGCUUAUUGUGCAUGAUGGCAAUCGGCCUUUAUACUUUGUAGGCAUACCUACCAACUUGGCCUGCGUUGUCGUGGUACCCUGCGCCACGGCCAUACCGGGACACCCUCUGCUCCCGUUCUUGGUGAUUGCCGUCAGCGCGAUGAUGGUAAUGCCGGUGAAUAUUCCAAAAGGAUUGGGCAUUUUCAAGGUGACUGACAGAGAAGUGACGGCCACAUGUGGAAAGCGUCACGAGGACAAGACCUCUUGAUGCUAGACCGAUAGUGGCACAACUGAUAGAGCAACGGUCAAUAUUUACUGAUACUGUAAUCUACGAUGAUUGCCAUGAUAUCAGCAAAGCCUGCAUUGCGUGCC
Messenger RNA from Effrenium voratum, 837 nucleotides. Lineage: Eukaryota; Dinophyceae; Suessiales; Symbiodiniaceae. The record is from the annotation of a GenBank genome assembly.